This is a messenger RNA of Vombatus ursinus (common wombat), 3485 nucleotides long. It is a transcript of the gene PLEKHF2, whose product is annotated as pleckstrin homology and FYVE domain containing 2. Gene Ontology annotation, molecular function: metal ion binding; phosphatidylinositol binding. Lineage: Eukaryota; Metazoa; Chordata; Mammalia; Diprotodontia; Vombatidae. The coding region runs from base 126 to 875 and encodes 249 amino acids. The record is from RefSeq and is a predicted model, not a curated record. The transcript is spliced from 2 exons.
GCCCCCGGGGGAGGGCGGCCGGGCGGGGACCCGCCUGCCGCCGGCCGCUCCUCAUUCCCGGUUACCAGGAAGCUCUCGAGCCUCGCUGACUGCCGCCGGGCGUCGGUCCGGGCUACUAGCAGAAGAUGGUGGAUCGAUUGGCAAACAGUGAAGCAAAUACCAGACGUAUAAGUAUAGUGGAAAACUGUUUUGGAGCAGCCGGACAACCCUUGACUAUUCCUGGACGAGUUCUUAUUGGAGAAGGAGUAUUGACUAAGUUGUGUAGAAAGAAGCCAAAAGCAAGGCAGUUUUUUCUAUUUAAUGAUAUUCUUGUCUAUGGCAAUAUUGUCAUUCAGAAGAAAAAAUAUAACAAGCAGCAUAUAAUCCCCCUGGAGAAUGUCACUAUUGAUUCCAUCAAGGAUGAGGGGGACCUACGGAAUGGAUGGCUUAUCAAGACACCAACUAAAUCAUUUGCUGUUUAUGCUGCCACAGCUACUGAAAAAUCAGAAUGGAUGAAUCACAUAAAUAAGUGUGUUACUGAUUUACUCUCCAAAAGUGGGAAGACUCCCAGUAAUGAACAUGCUGCUGUCUGGGUACCUGACUCUGAGGCAACUGUGUGUAUGCGUUGUCAGAAAGCAAAAUUUACUCCUGUUAAUCGUCGUCAUCACUGCCGCAAAUGUGGCUUUGUUGUGUGUGGGCCCUGCUCUGAAAAGCGAUUUCUUCUACCUAGCCAGUCUUCUAAGCCUGUGCGGAUUUGUGAUUUCUGCUUUGAUUUGCUUUCUUCUGGGGACUUGGCUACAUGUCAGCCUACUAGAUCAGACUCUUACAGCCGAUCACCUAAGUCCCCUUUGAAUAAUGUAUCUGAUGAUGAAGAUGAUGAAGAUAGUAGUGACUAAAGAUAUAAAAGUAUUUUCAGAAACAGAAUUGAGUGUGAUCAGAGAUAUCUGCUUUGGAGGAGAUUUAUUAUCGUGGCCUCCAAAAAUUUCAUUCUAGCCAUAAAUUUACCUGAGAAACUUCCAACCUAUGUGCCUCAGUAUAUUUUAUAGAGUAUGGUUUCACUCUUCUGCAGGGAUAGACUAUUGCAAAUGUAUCACAUAAUUUUCCACCUUCUUAUACUUGAGUUUUUCUAAACUAUCCUUUUCAUAUAAGGUUGGAAAAAUUCAGUUAGAGCUUUUUAAAAAAUUAAUAGAUCAUAUGCUACAUUGAUAUUUUCAUCAUUUCUGUAUUUUGUUAUAAAAGAAAAUUAAAGCAUCAUAAAAUUAUGGAAAACUGAAUGUACUUUUGGAUUAAUAAGUUAUUUGCAUAAGAUUAGUAGUUUUUCUAACCAUAAGUGAUUAAGAGCCCUAACAAACAUAGGUGUCAUUUAUUUGGCACGAUUUUUGUUUUGCUUUUGAUUUUGUAUGCCAUGUAGUGCCUUGAAUUGAUAGCACAGUUACAGGAAAUAAGCCCUUAUGUUCUCACUUUGUCAAUUGUUAUAAACAAGAGAAAAACCCAUUGGUGCUAUUUGAAAUAAAUAUGAUAAAAUUAGUGCUUAAGAAAGGAAGUCCUAACCAUGGUUACCAAUUUGGAGGUAGUCAUUUCUACGUGGGCAUGUUUUUCCUACAAAAUAGUUGAGUGAUUAUAUUCUUACAUUUUUAUAGGUACCAAGUUGUAUUUACACAAGCUAGAAUUUUACAUUAGUAAGGCUGUCAUGUUUAAGAAUUUACUUUACAAUUUAUCAAGUUUGCUUUGAGCCUUUUCAAUACUGUUGGUCUCUAAUUUUAGUAAGAAUAAUUUUAAAAUGUAAAUUGAAUGGCUUUAAAGUUGAAGCUAAAGUGAAAAAUUUUCAUCUAAUACCCUCAAAAAUAAGCAGUCUCUUCUAACAUUUAGUGGCAAAUGAAUGAAAAGUACCAUGUUAAAAAUGGAAAAGAAACUUAGGUCUGAAAAAUUGGAAUUAAAUAAUUUGCAUAAAUGAUCAGUGCAGAAAAUAUCUUUAAUAUACUUAAAUUUGAACAGAUUUCUGUCUUUAGAAGUUUUUUGGCCCAGCAGAAAAUAAACCUUAAACUUAAAAUUAAUAGUAUACUAGGUUUUGUAAAGUCCAAAAGUAUAUUUCUAUUUUUGUAAAAUGAUAGUAUGUUUAAUUUGUUUCUGAUGACUUUUUUGAAAUCCAUGAAAAUAGAGUAGUAUAUGAUCUUUCAAAAUUGUGAGCUUUGCCCAGUGUAGGUUAUUUUUGAGAAGUGACCAUUUCUGUACUGUUUGCAAACUUUGAGGUAACCAUUAGGUCAAAAAUAUAUUUAUUGAAUAAACCUGUUUGUGUAUUGCACUAGUUUUCCUAUUUGUAUGCUGGAGAUAACUAUAGUGGUUUUUUGUGUAUAAAAAUAAUCAGUUUAAAGUGUAUUAACUAUAAUUCUGGACUCUUCUGUUUUAUCUUAAAAUUUGAAUGUCAUGCAGAUAAUCAUGAGAGACUUGAUUCAUUAAUUUAUGUGACUGAGAAUUGUUACAAUGUCUUAACAUUAGAUUGAAGCACUAUUUUGAUUGAUUUUAUUUUAACUUUUUUAAAGCUCCUGUGGUCACAUAGACCUAUCUGACCUGUUUAUAUUAUGAAGCAAAAGCACAGCAAGGUUGGUUUUCAUUAAAAAUAAAUGCAUUUUUUUUUUUCUCUGAGAGAUAACAUUCACAUACAUACAGAUACAUUCAGGUAUAUACAUAACUGAUGUGCUAUGCUUGUGUGUAUAUAUACACACCCUUGUUGCUUCAUACUUAUAUUGAUAUAUUUGCCUGAGAAAUAUGAUAAAACCUGAGAACUGAGAAAGUUAUUUUGUUCGUAUCCUGGUACACAGGAAACUAACCUAUUUUGGAAGUCAGGUUGAACGUUCAGAGAAGGCAUUUGCAUUUUUAACCUAUUGACUAUAUAUUUUUAUAAUUUAAAAUCCUCAGUUACUAUUUUUCUUAUAGAAUGUGAUGUGAUAUUUUUCUUGUUGUACAAAUACAUAAUUGAGUACAUUUUGCUUUCUUGUUUUGUUCCUUUUUCUUUUAAAACAAUCUCUUCUGAGAUGCUACACUUUUCCCUAAAUGCCUUUUUCUGCACUUCUAAAAAAUUAAGUGAAAAAGCAAAACAAAACCAUCUCAUUUUUUACAAACUUUCCCAAUAAAUGAAAUUUUAUACUGUGCUGCACUGAUCCUUGAAGCUGUAACCAAAUUGCUGGCAAUUGUAGUUGGAGGAAGAAAACAAACAAGUUUCUAUAGGACGGGAAAAACAUGGUUUUAAGUGGAAAGUACCUUAUUAUAGAAGUUCAAAGCUAUUGGGGCCUAAUACAAAAAUUGUAAUAAGUUAAUGUUACAGGUUAAUAUUGCAAUUUCUUGUUGAUAUAUACAUUGAAUAAGUAUACUUCCAUUUUGAAUUUUUCAUAAAAUGGGUGUGAACUGUGUUUGUGUAACUUAAAUUUUUUGAAAGGGCUCAAUACUUGUAAUCUGUUUUCUGUCAGAUUUACUAGUUUUUGUGCUCAAAUAUAUGAUGUAGCUUUUAA